Malassezia japonica is the source of this 516-nucleotide messenger RNA. RefSeq lists its product as uncharacterized. Lineage: Eukaryota; Fungi; Basidiomycota; Malasseziomycetes; Malasseziales; Malasseziaceae. Gene Ontology annotation, cellular component: cytoplasm. Gene Ontology annotation, molecular function: protein phosphatase inhibitor activity. The transcript is spliced from 3 exons. The record is from RefSeq and is a predicted model, not a curated record. The coding region runs from base 1 to 516 and encodes 171 amino acids.
AUGCUGCCCCAUCAGCGUGAGAAAGUGGACAUCUCGUCCCUCAAUGAAGAGGAGCAGAAACUGUUUCGCUUGUACGGCAAGCUGCCGAACCGCAAGGACCUCUUAGCAAACAAGCUCAAGGAGCGUAAAUACUUUGACUCGGGCGACUACGCGCUGUCCAAGGCCGGGCGCGCGCCGAAGCAGUCGGUCGGGACCACGAUCCCGAACCCUGAUAUGGUGCCGCAUGCGGCCACCGCACAGAACGGCACGCCGCCCAUCCAGAUCCCAGGGCAGAGCGCGUCGCCGCCGGGCCACUCGGCGCCGAUCGGCAUUCCGGAGGGCAACGCGUCGAGCCCCACGUCGCAGUCCAACCGUCUCUCCGCCUCGAUGGGCGGCGGCGUGUUUGGCGCAUCGCCGUCGCGCUCCUCGUUUCCGACCGCGACCGGCGUGCACGCUGGAAGCCCAGGGCGCGAGCCGACCAGCUCGCUCGCACGUGAACAGGUGCCCGACUCCUCGAACGACAUGGUGGAGGGAUGA